UACAAGAGAUAUGCCAGUUUGUACUUCUGCUGUGCAAUGGAGCUCCAGGACAAUGAGCUCAUCACUCUGGAGAUCAUCCACAGAUAUGUGGAACUGCUAGACAAAUACUUUGGCAGUGUUUGCGAGUUAGACGUCAUUUUUAACUUUGAGAAGACGUUCUACAUCCUGGACGAGUUCCUGUUAGCUGGUGAGGCCCAGGAAACGUCAAAGAAAAGUGUCCUGAAGGCCAUGGAGGAGGCGGAUCUGCUGCAGGAGAAUGGAGGUUUUCAGAGCCGUCUGUUUGCAGCUCCAACAUGAUGACUGGACUGUUCCUGCCUGCUGCUGCACAAACAUCUCUAUCUUCACGCUCAUGAUGUUCUUCAGAGACCAGAUGACGUUCUUCACCUUCUGGUCUUGGAUUAAAUUAGGAUUCACAUUUAGA
Cynoglossus semilaevis (tongue sole) is the source of this 421-nucleotide messenger RNA. Its product is annotated as AP-1 complex subunit sigma-2-like. The record is from RefSeq and is a predicted model, not a curated record. The coding region runs from base 37 to 297 and encodes 86 amino acids. Gene Ontology annotation, biological process: protein transport. Lineage: Eukaryota; Metazoa; Chordata; Actinopteri; Pleuronectiformes; Cynoglossidae. The transcript is spliced from 5 exons.